CUGUUUCAAUCACAAAAUCAGUACUCAAAUUGAAUGGGUUGUUCUGGAAAUUGAAUGUGUAGAGUUUCUCUUCUCGGUGUGAAUUUUCCACCAUAGAUUUGGUUACUAUAAAAGGUAUAACAGGUUGAAAUUUUGUUCCUUCAACCCUUUUCCAAUGUUCUCUUGAGAUUUGUCAGUUUCCCUUAAACCACUGCACUCUUGGAGAUUUAUGGAGAAACAGAGGUAGAAAAGGACAUCAAAAACACCGUUCAGUGAAGGAGUAAAUUUUAUCAUGGGCCUCUAAAUACUCAAUAUAUUAGCCGAGUCCAAGUUGACUUUCAACAACUCAGCAAUAGUUGGUACACAUGUGUCCUGAUUUCAUUUGAUUAUUUUAAUUUCUGGCUCAGUUGUGGGGUGAUUGCUAUUGCUAAGAAGUGAGAAUCCACAGCAUUGACUUCAGAAUUCUCAUCAACACUUGAAUCUGCUACUUGGGUGUCUCAAGUUUUAUGCAAAUUCUGAGGUUCAGUAGCCCUAAGGUGAAUGAUCCAAUUUAGACUUUGACUAUGCUGCUAGUUAGUCUCAAGGACAUUCUUAAUCAGCAGUCUAACAACUAGGCCAUAGGCAAUAAUGUCCGUUCUCUGUGGUUUACCCCCUCUCCUUGAAUGUGUAUACGGUGUAGCUUGUGCCCGAUGGGCAUGGAAGCGGUGCCUCCAUAGUGCAGGACAUGACAGCGAAAAUUGGAGUGUUGCCACGGCUGAAGAAUUUGAACCUGUCCCUAGGCUAUGCCGAUACAUAUUGGGUGUAUACGAAGAUGAUCUUAGACAACCUCAGUGGGAACCACCUGAAGGAUAUGGAAUUAAUCCAGAUUGUUUAAUUGUGAAGAAAAACUAUCCAGAUACCGGUGGUCGAGCACCACCGUAUCUCUUAUAUCUGGAUCAUGAUCAUGCUGACAUAGUUCUUGCUAUUAGAGGUCUUAAUUUGGCGAAGGAGAGUGAUUAUGCAGUCUUGUUGGACAAUAAGCUGGGCAAACGGAAAUUUGAUGGUGGGUAUGUUCACAAUGGCUUAUUAAAAGCAGCUGGAUUGGUGUUAAAUGCCGAAUGUGAGAUCAUGAAGCAAUUGCUGGAGAAAUAUCCAAACUAUACCUUAACAAUUACCGGACAUUCACUUGGGUCAGGUGUAGCAGCGUUAUUGACAAUGGUGAUAGCACAAAAUCUUGACAAGCUGGGCAAUAUUGAUAGGAAAAGAAUCAGGUGCUUUGCUAUUGCACCAGCUAGAUGUAUGUCACUGAAUCUGGCAGUGAGAUAUGCAGAUGUCAUCAACUCCAUUGUGCUUCAGGAUGAUUUCUUGCCACGGACAGCAACCCCCUUGGAAGAUAUAUUCAAGUCACUAUUCUGUUUACCAUGCCUCUUAUGCCUAAGGUGCAUGAGAGAUACAUGCAUCUCAGAAGAGAAGUUGCUCAAGGAUCCACGAAGGCUUUACGCCCCAGGUCGCCUCUACCACAUUGUUGAGAGGAAACCUUUUAGAUGUGGACGAUUUCCACCUGUUGUGAAGACUGCAGUUCCAGUGGAUGGGAGAUUUGAGCACAUAGUUCUCUCUUGUAAUGCUACUUCUGAUCAUGCAAUUAUCUGGAUAGAGAGAGAAGCACGAAGGGCCUUGGAAUUGAUGCAAGAGAGAGAUCAUGUGACGAAAAUUCCAGCAAAGCAAAAGAUGGAGCGACAACAGACAUUAACUAGAGAGCACAACGAGGAGCAUAAAGCUGCUCUACAGAGAGCUGUCACCUUGGCUGUUCCAGAUGCUUUUUCACCUUCUUAUUACGGAACUUUUGAUGAACUAGACGAAGAACAGUCUGAUACAUCAGUCCGGGAUUCAUCCCCAGGGUCGUCAAGUAGAAGCAAGACCAAAGAUAACUGGGAUGAACUGAUUGAGCGUCUAUAUGAGAAGGAUGAAUCAGGUCAUAAGAUAUUAAAAAGAUCAAGAUCCCAGUGAUACACAAUGUUGUAAACUCAUCAUUCUUUGAUUAAACCAUAAUUCUUUUAAUCUCAUUUUGAUUGACACUAUGGUUCUUUCUUCUGUUUUUUUUUUUUGGUGUGUCAGCCUGUAAGGGCUUGUAUCAAUAUAAAUCUAUAGAACUUUCAGAACAUAUGCUAAAAUGGAUGUAUUUAUUAGUCCUUUUUUUCUGUAAGAUUAUUAUGUGUGAA
Messenger RNA from Solanum tuberosum (potato), 2177 nucleotides. RefSeq lists its product as uncharacterized. Bases 607 to 1965 code for a protein of 452 amino acids. Lineage: Eukaryota; Viridiplantae; Streptophyta; Magnoliopsida; Solanales; Solanaceae. Gene Ontology annotation, biological process: lipid catabolic process. The record is from RefSeq and is a predicted model, not a curated record. The transcript has 6 exons.